Penicillium canariense is the source of this 384-nucleotide messenger RNA. RefSeq names its product transcriptional activator of ethanol catabolism AlcS. The coding region runs from base 1 to 384 and encodes 127 amino acids. The record is from RefSeq and is a predicted model, not a curated record. The transcript is spliced from 2 exons. NCBI's taxonomy places the organism in Eukaryota, Fungi, Ascomycota, Eurotiomycetes, Eurotiales, Aspergillaceae.
AUGGUCCGAACCCUUCCUACUGCAAGAUAUUCUUCCUUUGUCACUAACGAACGUGCUCAUUUUAGCAUUCUUCGAGCUGUUUAUGGGUCUUCUAUGCUUCAUUUACCUCAUUUGCAGCAUCCGCACGAACGUUUGCUUCGUGGUAAUAUUUCUUACCCUUACGCUAGGAUUCUGUUUCCUUGCUGGCUCAUCAUGGCAAGUGGGGAAUGGGAAUGUAAGCUUAGCCAGGUCGCUAAAGAAGGUCAGUGCCUAGCGCUUAAUUGUGAACUUCAUCCUACAGUUAUAACCCACGCCUCCAAUGUGGAUUUCCCUUUCACAUUGCCAGUCGGGGACCUUAGUCAAGUAAUAAGAGGCGCAAGUGACCGCAAAACCAAGGAAGUGUAA